UACAUAUUAUUCGGCCGAAUAUAAGGUCUAGGUCAAUCUCUUGCCUGUGCGUGGUGGAAAAUGGAAGAUAAACUUAUUUACACCGGGGAAUCUACAAUGCAGUCUGUAUUUGGAAGAAAGGUCCCAGUGCUCAUUGCAUCAAUCUGUUUUAUAGUUGGUAUCGUCACAGGGGUGCUUAUUGGAUAUUUUUCUGCAAAAAACGCCGACAGCGCAGCGGCAAGCGAAGAGAGUACAGCGUACAAGGUGUUCCUGAAAUUAGCUGAAGGUGGAGACUUAUCUGUUCAGCAGAAACUUCUUGAGGGAAUCAAAGCAGAAAACAUUCGUGAGAAUUUACGGGAAAUGACAAGGUACCCUCACGUAGCCGGCACUGCAGAGGAUUUUACAACAGCCGAGGAUCUUCGUAAAAAAUGGCUGGAACAAGGUUUAGAUGACGCUGUCUUGGUGCCGUAUGAUGUUCUCCUUUCCUAUCCUGGAAAUAAAACAAGCAACAACACGGCAAACAAGGCUCAGAUUCUAGACAGUAACGGCAAUGUCAUUUGGCAGACUCCCCUCGAGGAGGCCGCCCUAGAUAAGGCGUCUAGCACCAAGGAUCCCCGAGCACCCCCGCCAUUUAACGCCUACUCAAAGAAUGGUACCGUAGAGAAUAGCAGACUCGUGUACGUAAACUACGGACGAAUUGAAGACUUCUUUUUCAUAACGCGCAACAAAAGCAUUGACUUGAACGGUGCUAUUGUCAUAGCCAGAUACGGGAAAAUUUUCAGGGGAGAUAAGGUUCGUCAUGCCACUAUGUUCAAUGCGUCUGCUAUUAUCCUAUACUCGGACCCCAAGGAUUACGCUGUUGACCCCAAUGGAGCCGUUUUCCCCAAUUCCUGGUGGUUACCCGGCACAGGAGUACAAAGGGGGUCAACUUUCAUUGGUAAUGGCGACCCCCUGACCCCUGGGUAUCCAGCUGUUGAUUACUCUUAUCGCGAGCCCAUAGAAGAGCUGGAGAAGAAAAUGGAGAUGCCGCAGAUACCAGCGCACCCUAUCGGCUACGAUUAUGCCAAGGAGCUACUCAACACAAUGAGUGGAGAGGAAGUACCUGCUUCGUGGAGAGGGGCAAUAUCAAAUGUCACAUACAAAUUUGGGGGUUAUUUAAUGGACAAUAAAACGCUGAGAGUAGUGAAUCAUAACACGAGAGAGAUCAGAACAACCUACAAUGCCAUUGGGAUAAUACGAGGGGCAGUGGAACCAGACCGCUAUGUGAUCGUUGGGAACCACCGUGAUGCCUGGGCGUACGGUGCCGUGGACCCCACCAGUGGGACCGCCGUCCUUCUGGAGCUGACAAGGGCCCUGGGGAGCCUGGUCAAGGAAGGUUGGAGGCCACGUAGAACCAUAAUGUUUGGUAGCUGGGGUGCGGAAGAAUACGCAGUGAUUGGGUCCACUGAGUGGGUUGAGCAGUACAUUAAAGCUCUCGGGGAGAGGGCAGUGGCAUACAUCAACGUUGAUAUCGCCGUGGAGUACCAUUACAAACUUAGUGUUGGGGCAUCGCCGCUUCUAUAUGAGGCGGUGUAUGCUGCCACGAAAGUGGUCCCUGACCCAGAAAGUACGAUGUUCAGCAAUGUUUAUGAUUCCUGGCAGAAGAGGACCAACCCGAGUCAGAAACCGAAGAUCCGGGAUCUUGGAUCGGGCAGCGACUUUGCCCCCUUCUUUCUAAGAGCCGGGAUUCCUUCAAUUGAUCUGUGCUACUUUUAUGAUGAUGAAGAAUGGAACAUAUCCAGUUACCCUCUGUAUCACUCUGUUUACGAAACUUUCCUCUUGGUAACAAACUACACUGAUCCCACAUUUAAAUGGCACCAGUCGCUUUGCCGUAUCUGUGGGGAGAUCGCCAGGUAUUUGGCGGACACCGCCAUAUUGCCAAUGGACGUCAGAGGAUAUGCAACGAAACUUGAAACCAUGCUCAAGAAUUUCAAAGACACAAACAAUGAGACCUGGCUGAACAGUAAUGGUGUUUCUUUAGGAAAUCUUACCAAAGCAGUGAACGAAUUCCGUCGUGUUGCAGACGCUUUUCACGAAGAAGUACAAAACAUUAACAAGAAAGACCCCUUUGCCGUGAGACGUGUUAAUGACCAGAUGAUGCUUUUGGAGCGGGGAUUCACUGAUCCCGCUGGGCUGCCCGGUCGGCCUCUCAUGAAGCACGUUAUAUUCGCGCCGAGCAGUAAGAACACCUACGCCAGCUCGGGAUUCCCUGGGCUCACCGACGCACUGUUUGACAUAGAGAGCAAAGCACCAGACGAACGGAUGAAACAGUGGCAGCUCGUUAAGAGGCAAAUGGCUGUGGCGAUUUUUACCAUUAACUCUGCUGCCAGCACUCUACGAAAUGUCACGGGACUCCAUGGAAGUAUGAGCAAUUAACUUAAAUCUCCCAAUGAGAACACGUGUGUGUGUGCAUGGUUACCGAUGUCGAUAACACAUGUACGUUGGUAUUGAUAAUAUCCAAUAAGAUGUCUAUUUUAAAAUCGAAUUUUUGAAGUGAAAUAAAAAUAUUUUUUCAUAGAUGUAGAGAAAGGAAUACGACGUUCUUUACAUUAACGUUCUUUAUUAUACUUGAAUAGUGUGGGCCAAACUCUCUAUAUCCUAUUAGGUUGUAGUGUCACAUUUAAUUAUAUAUAGCCGAAAAAUACAUUCCAGAUCGACUCGAAGACAACAGGUCACAAAGAUCUAUUAAUAUUUUUUUAUAUAAGGGUCAUGCCGCUUUUAUUAUAUCAAUGAAAAGUAAUUUCUGCGAGACAGUUCAACAUUGCAAACACGUUAUAACAAGAAAAUGGCGUGCCGUGGACCAUAUAUUUAAUGUUUUUCGUACGGCCAUCUCUUCGAAAAAUCUAUAUAAUAUGCAACAGAGAAUUAUUUUGAAUAGUGAUGUAUUCUGCUGUUCAAAGACAGUAAAAUGUAUAUUGAGUCAUGCUUAUCAAUUGCUGUAAUUGUGUCCUUGGGGGCAUAUUUCCGCUCUGCUUGUACUGUUGUAGCGAUCAACAAUACGGAGAAAAAUGCACACCGGUAAAGGCCUAUUUGUACCAUAUUUAUUAUUCUG
Lingula anatina is the source of this 3070-nucleotide messenger RNA. RefSeq names its product putative N-acetylated-alpha-linked acidic dipeptidase. Lineage: Eukaryota; Metazoa; Brachiopoda; Lingulata; Lingulida; Lingulidae. Gene Ontology annotation, molecular function: carboxypeptidase activity. The record is from RefSeq and is a predicted model, not a curated record.